CGUCUGCUAGGUCUUUUUCUUGGGACGUGUGCGCGUUGAUCUGUGACCAUGCCGCCCAAGUUCGAUCCGAACGAGAUCAAGAUCGUGUGCCUCCGAGCCGUGGGAGGCGAAGUCGGUGCAACAUCAGCGCUCGCUCCCAAAAUCGGUCCUCUGGGUCUCUCGCCGAAGAAAGUCGGAGAAGACAUCGCCAAAGGCACCGGAGACUGGAAAGGUUUGAAGAUCACUGUGAAACUCAUCAUCCAGAACCGUCAGGCGAAAAUCGAAGUCGUUCCCUCCGCUGCCUCGCUGGUCAUCAAGGCUCUCAAGGAGCCUCCCAGAGACAGGAAGAAGGUGAAAAAUGUCAAACACUCUGGUAAUCUGACGAUGGACACCAUCGUGGACAUCGCUCGGCAGAUGCGACCUCGUUCGAUGGCUCGUGAGCUCAAGGGGACCGUCAAGGAAGUUCUAGGCACCGCGCAAUCUGUUGGAUGCACCGUAGAGGGUUGCAACCCCCACGACAUCAUCGACAAAGUGAACGAUGGUGAAAUUGUCGUCCCGGAAUCCUAAGAAAAUAAAGCCUCCCGACGGUGUCACCAGUGGCU
Molecule: messenger RNA, 581 nt
Organism: Galendromus occidentalis (western predatory mite)
Lineage: Eukaryota; Metazoa; Arthropoda; Arachnida; Mesostigmata; Phytoseiidae
Gene: RpL12
Product: ribosomal protein L12
Exons: 4
Coding region: 49-546 (165 amino acids)
Biological process (GO): translation
Cellular component (GO): cytosolic large ribosomal subunit; ribosome
Molecular function (GO): large ribosomal subunit rRNA binding; structural constituent of ribosome
Source: RefSeq, a predicted model, not a curated record